Hyposmocoma kahamanoa is the source of this 1909-nucleotide messenger RNA. RefSeq names its product GATA zinc finger domain-containing protein 14-like. The transcript has 10 exons. Bases 1 to 1809 code for a protein of 602 amino acids. The record is from RefSeq and is a predicted model, not a curated record. NCBI's taxonomy places the organism in Eukaryota, Metazoa, Arthropoda, Insecta, Lepidoptera, Cosmopterigidae. Gene Ontology annotation, molecular function: sequence-specific DNA binding.
AUGGGUUACUACUGUACAGUGCCGCAAUGUACUUCCUUAGCCGGCAAGACGAAAAACGUGAAAUUUCACAGAUUUCCCCGCGAUAUAACGAUGGCGGACAAAUGGAAUACGAUAUUAAAACGCGGCAAACCGUACACGAAAUAUUCUAAAGUUUGCAGUCUGCAUUUUACACAGUCCGACUACAAUGUAACUACUAUGGGACAAUGGAAGACUUUAAGCAAAGACGCAGUGCCAUCGCAGAACUUGCCAAAAUUGAACGCUGACGGCACCGUCAUGGUCAUACGCAAAAGCCGCACAAUCAAGUACAAGGAUGCGCGACAAAACGUAGACAAUGAAGCAGAGAUCGUGAACUUUAACCGAAAGACGAAAAAAGCUUUCAAGGAAAACACCGCCUAUCGUCUUCAGGCUUUAAGCGCGAUAGCAAGCGCUCUAUCACCUCAAGCCACGACAGCAGCAAAACCGAAGAAGCAAGACGCCAUCAUGCAAACUGAUCCAGUACAACACGAAGAGGACGACUCCCAACCUAAUAACAGCUACAGUGAGACGUCAGAGAAUUCAUACCAUGAACACAUGGAUUUCUACAAAGAUAAUCAACAAGAUAAAGGUUUCAUGACUCAAAAUGCCAAAGAAUUUAACAAGGAUUUUUAUAAGGAAAAGGAUUGGAGGGACAAUUUGGAUUAUCAGAAAGAAAGGAACCAAACGUUCGAUAAAAACCUGGAGAGAAACCAAAUAUUUGAUAAAAAUUUGGAAAGAAACCAAAUGUUCGACAAAGACCAAAUUGAUUAUCAAAAAGACAGAAACCAAAUGUUCGACAAAGACCCAUUGGCUUUUCAAAAAGACAGGAAUCAAUACGAUAAAAAUCAUGUUGAUUACCAAAAAGACCGUAACCAAAUUGAAUAUCGUGAUAAAAACCAAAUGUUUGAAAAAAACCAAAUGUUUGAAAAAAACCAAAUGGACAGAAACAUGUUUGAUAAAAACCAAAUGGAUUAUCAAAAGGACAGAAACCCGUUCGAGAAAACACAGUUAGACUUUCAAAAGAGAGAGUUUGAAAAAUCUGACAAACAUUUCGAGAACGAAAAAAUGUAUGAAGCUAAAGAUUUUUCCAAACAAGACGACUACAUACCUACAACUAACGAGGAAUACAACAAGGAAGCAGAAAAAUAUGCCUUAGAAAGAAAAAACCUAUCUAGCUACGAAAAAUCGGUGCUCGACUACAAGCCAAUUGAAAAUAACUAUCAAAAGGUCGACUAUAUGUUUGAAAAAAAUUAUCAAAGGGACGAUUACCAAUUAUACCAAAACAAUUAUCAGGAUAGUGUUGCAAUUUUAAGAAAUCAACAACAUAAUUUGGAAAUUUUGCAGCAACAACAUAGGGCCGCUGAAAAUCAAAACUUUUUUAAUGAAAAUCACAUUAAACAAGAGAUUGAUUUAAAUGGCGACGAUGAUAAAUUCUUGUAUGAGAGGAACAAGGAACAUUUAGACGCGUGCUCUAUGUACCGCAUGGCUUUGACACAGCAACGGCUCGAGUUGCAGCAUGUUAAGCAAGAACCCGACGCCAACGGUUGUGACAACGUUAUGCAGCCCGAAGGCAGUCCAUAUUACGGAACCAACGGACACAAUAAUGUUACAGGUGGCUACUACGAUCAAAUAUCGCGACCAGGCCCAGAGCUGCUGAUCGCAAAGCAAAACGCACUUUCGGCGCAGCUUUGGCAAAACACAAUGAAGAGACCAUUCUUCUACAGCGAUAACCCUCCAUACGCCACGCCGCAGUUAUUGCACAGAUACGAGGAUUUAACAAGAAUUCUUCAGUGAUGUGAGAGACAUUCCAAAGCGAUAAAAAUUUAUUUAAAAUUAAAAAAAAAAAAUUCUCUUAAAAAUGACGAUAAUCUCUCAAAAUUUCUGUUUCUUUACA